AUGAAUUUCACUCUAAUCAAAAGAAUUCCUUACAAUAUCGGGACAUAUUAUCAAGAAACUGAUUAUUUACAUGAACAAAAUAGUCGAAUGCUUUUUGUACUUCUGUUAAUUAUAAAGAAACUCACCAGACUUGUUCAUACCGAGCACUAUAGUAGAAAAAGAGAAUUACCAAAAAAAAUCAGAGAAGCAUAA
Messenger RNA from Clunio marinus, 192 nucleotides. The record is from the annotation of a GenBank genome assembly. Lineage: Eukaryota; Metazoa; Arthropoda; Insecta; Diptera; Chironomidae.